Entrophospora candida is the source of this 3711-nucleotide messenger RNA. NCBI's taxonomy places the organism in Eukaryota, Fungi, Glomeromycota, Glomeromycetes, Entrophosporales, Entrophosporaceae. The record is from the annotation of a GenBank genome assembly.
AUGUCAAUAGAAUUAGCAGUAGGCUCAAGGUGUGAAAUUCAAGGAAAAAUUGGAACAAUUCGUUUUGUUGGACAUACUGCUUUUUCUCCUGGUAAAUGGUUUGGAGUAGAAUUGGACGAGCCAUUGGGGAAAAAUGACGGCUCAGUUAAUGGAAAGCAUUAUUUUAAAUGCGAGGAAAAACAUGGUGUUUUUAUUAGGACUUCACAAGCUAGACCUUUAUUGACUCCAAAUGCUGCACAACAAAGCCAAACACCGACAAAUUUUGCUCCACCAAAUGAACCAGCAACAAAUGGCCGAUCAAGUAGACCAGCAUCUAUUGUAGGAUUACCAAGCAAGAUAAAUGUCUUGGGGAUGUCUAACAGGUCUUUGAAAGGUCCAACUUCACCAACAAGCGGAAGAUUUAGUAGUAAUAGUAAUAGUAAUCGUGCCACAAGUCCUACACUUUCUAGAAAAUUAAGAGGAGUUUCUGAUGCUAGUAUUAAUAAUGUGGAUUUAAAAAAGCUCACAUCUGUUGAGCCAGAUUCUUUGGAUCCAGAGGAAGAAUUUUCUGAACUGCUUGGUGAUUCUUUAACUGGAGAACAUUCUGAAAGUAAUAAUGUAGGAUCAGAAGCAAAUAAGGCAACAGAAAUAUUGAAAACACAAGAGGCUUCAUCAAUUUCUCAAGAUCCGUUCUCUUUGCAAGAAGCAUCUGCAUCACGCGAACAAAUGAUUCCAUUGAAAGAUUAUGAGGAAUUACGUCUAAAACUUAAAAUAUUGGAAAAUAAACGACAAGAAGAUCGUGAAAAGCUUCGUGAAAACGAAAAGCUUAAAGUUGAGGCUGAGCAAUUUUUGCUUAUUAAACCAAAGCUUCAAGUAAAGGUGACAGAAAUGCAACAAGAAUUGCGUGAUCUUAAAAAACAAUUCAAAGAUGUUACAACAGAAAAGGAUGUUUUAGAAAAUAAAUAUAACGAAGCAGUUGAAUCAAUGGAGAUGAUGACUCUUGAUAAGGAAGUGGCAGAAGAAAAAGUAGAUAAUUUACAACAUGAAGUUAACAUGUUAAAAGAAAAAAUUGAAGAAAUCAGUGUUGAUUUGACUGUUUUCAAGCAAGAGGGUGAUAUGGUUAACCAAGGUGAUGGAAGUGGUGAAGCUAGACCAACUUUAGAAGUUAUUCAACUUGAAAAGCAAAAUGCAAGAUUAAGAGAGGGACUUGCCAAGCUUCGAGAAAUUACAACACAUGCUGAACAAAUGAAACAGAAAUUGGCAGUAGCAGAAGUUCAAAUUGAGGAUUUGAAGAAUCGUUUGGAUGAUGCAUUAGGUGCAGCAGACAUGUUUGAAGAUCUUACUGAAAAGAAUUUAAUUCAAGGAGAAAAAAUUGAAGAAAUGAGAGCGACAAUUGACGAUCUUGAAGCUUUAAAAGAAUUAAAUGAUGAACUUGAAGAAAGUCAUAUUGAAACCGAAAAACAAUUGCAAUCUGAAAUUGAGCAAAAGGAGAUCUUAAUUAGUGAAUAUGUUAGAAGGAUUGAAGCUGCUGAUGAAGCAAAUGCUGAUUACGAAAAUACAAUUAAUCAAUUCCGUGAACUCGUGGCUAACCUGCAAAGUGAUUUAGAACAAUUACGUCAAAAAGAAGAAAGUCAAUCAUCAGAAUCAAAGAAUCUUAGCAGUCAAUCUUUAGCUAUGAUGAACUUAAAUCAUCAAUUAAAAACAACAGUUUUAAAAGCACAAGGCAAACAAAUUGAUUUAGAAUUAAGAAAAUUGGAUGCAGCACAGGCUUCAGAAAAUCUUGCUUUUGUACAGCCAUAUUUACCUGAAACUUUCUUCCGAACAGAAAAUGAUUCUAUUCGUUGUUUACUUUUGUUGAAACGUAUUAUAUUCAAAUCUGAUUUAAUUGUUAAACAGAUUGAUCAAAUACAUAAUAUUCCAGAGAAAUUAAAUACAGUUGUUCCAGAAAAAUUGAUUUCAGUUUGUGAAUUAAGACAAAAAUUGGUAUGGUUUUCUGAUUUAGCAAAGCGAUUUGUUUCAUUUAUCAAUAAUUGUCCAGUUGAAAUAUUCCUUAGGAUGAGUCAAGUUUAUCAUGAUUUAAUUGGAACAGAAAAAAGGAUUCAUAAUAUACUUGAUUUAUUAAGAAACGAAAAACUCAAAGAAUCUGAUCAUAUUGUUGAAGUUCAAAGGGCAAUUGCUCAACUUGAGCAUUUAACAGAGCUUUACCUUUCAAACACCAAGUUUGGUGAAUCUGAUGAAUUUUAUGCUUAUGGUAACGCAUUGAGAAUGAAUGCUGAUACUAUUGCAGUAACUCUUGGACAUCUUAAACAGGCAGUAGCUCUUGCAUGUAAAGAUGAAGUACAAGAUUCAUCUGAAGCAUUUAACGAACAGUUCUUCUCACCAUUACAGACUUUGGUUUCACAAUCAAGAAGUAGUAAGGUUAUGGUCAAAAAAAUGUUGGAUAAUUUAGACGUUUUGGCAGGAAAAUCAUCGGUUUUGAAAUCAGAAUUUUUAUCACAAUUUAAAAUAUGUUAUAAAUUAAGCAUGAAAUUAACUGGUUUUGGUCAAGAGGUAGUGAAAGGUAUUUUAGCGUUCAUUAAUGAAAAGAAAGAUACCAAAGAAGAGUUAUCACUUGUUGGCAUAAACAAAGUUAUAUAUCAAAUUACGGAAAGUAAAUUGGAGAUUAAUGAAAUGACCGUGUGGGAAGGAUGCACAAAAACAUUACAAACGUUAUGCCAAGAAAUAAACAAUUUGAGUAAUAUUGCUAAUGAUUCUGAUAACGUUGUCGCAAUUGCUAAAGACGAACAACCAUGGGUUCUUAGAGCUAAACAAUUAAAGGCAGAAGCACUUGUAAAUCUUGAUAUGGAACGUAAAGUUCAACAAUUAGAACAAGCUUUACAAGAAGCUGGAAUUAAGAUUGAUUUAUUAGAAAGACGUAUGGAAACAUUCAAAAGACAGGCCGACAUUAUUAAUUCUUUGGAACAAGAAGUUGCAAAUUCAAGAAAACAUGAAGCCGUUUUUGAAGAAGCAAUGGAAAGCUUACAACAAGAACUUGACAAUCUGGAAAAACAAAAUAGACCAUAUCAUGAUGUUGCAAUUAAAAUUGGAGAAGAGGGAAUUACUCCACAACCUCACAAAGAUGGUGUAGAAGAUGAAAUACAUCACAAGAAAUCUAGUACAUUCUUUGAAAAUAAUCCAUUAGAACAACAAAGACUUACUAGUCAGGUUGAAUCGCUAAGAUUUGCUGUUCGAUACCUUCGUGCAGAAAAUACACAUUUGAAGGGCAAAGAUGCAUUAAAUAUUUUAAGUUGGCAUUUAAAUUCAAAGAAAGCAUCAUUGGAGCAUGACAAAGAUGAAGAAGAAAAGCAAGAGCCUUACUUAAGUGCAACACCUCGUGUUAUUGAUUUAACUAAAUCUUACGAAAAACGUAAUAAAUGGCAACCUUUAAAUAAAAAACCAGGAUAUCAAUAUCAAACACAACAAUCAGUUUUGUAUACAUUACAACAACGAUCUAAUGAAUUAAAAACAAAACUUCAAAAACUUAGCAAGGUCACUACCAAUCAUUUGCCAAAAACACCAAAAGGUGCUAAUAUUCUAACAACAAAUCCACCAUUUAUUGGACGUAUUCGAGUUCCAAUGUUACCAAAUACUGAAAGUUUAGAAAAGGCUGGGCCUAAAAAUUGUUUUGUUCAUAAUAUUAAACUUAAGAAUCCUUCAGAUUUCGAAAAGAUUCAUACAAUUUUCGUAAAUUAA